Talaromyces marneffei is the source of this 732-nucleotide messenger RNA. RefSeq lists its product as uncharacterized. The transcript has a single exon. Lineage: Eukaryota; Fungi; Ascomycota; Eurotiomycetes; Eurotiales; Trichocomaceae. Gene Ontology annotation, biological process: ribosome disassembly; mitochondrial translational initiation. The record is from RefSeq and is a predicted model, not a curated record. The coding region runs from base 1 to 732 and encodes 243 amino acids. Gene Ontology annotation, cellular component: mitochondrion. Gene Ontology annotation, molecular function: translation initiation factor activity; ribosome binding.
AUGAGUUCCCUCCGGAGCAUGUCUUCGACAUCCCUCCUCCUUCGACAGGCAUUCGCUGCAUCACGCUACACAGCUACUCCUAGCCGACUAUUUCAGGCAUCUCUACCAAUACGGCCUAUAGCUAGAGGCCAGACCCGCACGAUCCUCCGACCAGCUGGCGUCAUCCUCAAUCCCACUCAGACAACCCGAACUGGCAGACCCCAACGAUACUCUCGACCGAUCAACGACGAAAUCGAGGCCGACACCAUCCAGCUUGUGGACCAAAAUGGAGAACUCGAUGUGCCAACACGGAAAUCAAAUAUAGUUCUUACGAUGCGCCGUAAUGAGCAGGUCCUGGUUCAACUGGACCCUGGAGAUUCUUCGCGCGUGCCAGUAUGCAAAAUCAUGUCCUUAUCUGAGUUCCGAGAAGAAGAACGGGCAAAAGAGAGGGCCGUUAGGAUGGCUAAGCACGCGGCCAAAACAUCAACAAAGCAGAUUGAGUUGAAUUGGUCUAUAGAUCCACAUGAUCUUUCACAUCGGUUGAAGAAGCUGUCUGGGUUUAUUGACAAGGGCCGGACGGUGGAAAUUGUUUUGACAAGGAAAAGAAACAAGCGUAUUGCUACGGCAGAUGAGAUCAAGCAGUUGAUGGACCGUCUCAGGGCUGCCAUUGAAGAAGCUAACGCUCAUCAAAGCAAGUCCAUGGAAGGGGAGAUUGGUAAAACGCUGACCAUCACCGUGGAGAAGAAGAAUUGA